Molecule: messenger RNA, 489 nt
Organism: Nelumbo nucifera (sacred lotus)
Lineage: Eukaryota; Viridiplantae; Streptophyta; Magnoliopsida; Proteales; Nelumbonaceae
Product: pathogenesis-related protein 1A-like
Cellular component (GO): extracellular region
Source: RefSeq, a predicted model, not a curated record
AUGGCAUUCUGUAGGCUUGGAAUCUUUCUGUUCUUUCUGAUCAUGGGCAUAGGCCUAGUCCAUGUAUCCAGAGCCCAAGAUUCCCACCAGAAUUACCUGGACGCCCACAACGCUGCUCGGGCAGAGGUGGGCGUGGAUGCAUUGACCUGGGACGACACAGUGGCAGCCUAUGCCCAAAGCUACGCCAACAAGAGAGCCGACGACUGCACUCGGGUGCAUUCCGGUGAACCCUAUGGGGAGAACCUCGCCGGAAGCACUGGUUCCCUGUCGGCGACAGAUGCUGUGAACCUAUGGGUCGGAGAGAAACAAUACUACGACCACAACUCCAACAGUUGCAUCGGUGAACAGGAGUGCCGUCACUACACGCAGGUGGUCUGGAGAAAAUCGUUUCGUGUUGGGUGCGCUAAAGUGCAGUGCAACAACGGAGGGACCUUCGUUAUUUGCAACUACGACCCCGCAGGCAACGUCGUAGGGGAAUUACCUUAUUAA